Plasmodium adleri (nom. inval.) is the source of this 381-nucleotide messenger RNA. Its product is annotated as conserved Plasmodium protein, unknown function. The transcript has 4 exons. The record is from RefSeq and is a predicted model, not a curated record. Lineage: Eukaryota; Apicomplexa; Aconoidasida; Haemosporida; Plasmodiidae. The coding region runs from base 1 to 381 and encodes 126 amino acids.
AUGAAUAUAUUAAAAUUAGUUCUUUUGUUUCAUCUAAUCAUGUUAUUAACACACAAUAUUAAAAUCCAAUCGUUAAAUAUAAAGGGGGAAGAACAAAAUUAUCAAAAGUUAAAAAGUCAGGAAAAUAGUGCCCCUGACAUUUUCAAUUUGUUUUCCAUAAAAUCGACAAACAAAAAACCGACAUUCAACUUUUUCUUAGAAGAAAAUAGAAAUGUAUGGUUACGGAGAAUACAAAACAACGAACGACGAAGAAGUGUAAGGAGAAACUUUGCUGACUUUCAAGAGAUAAGGCAAAAUGAUUUGAUCAGAUUUCAUGAAUUAAUGGUUGUACAAAAUGAACAAAUUAACAUUAUAAAAGAUAAACUUUUAAGAAUGAAAUGA